CCGACUGCGCAUGCGUAUCCAGACGUGGCAACGGGCAUCAUGGCCUCUUGGAUCCGCCACGGGAGUCGGAUGAGGGAGGCGAACAUGUCGGUGCUGGUGCUGCUGGCGUGCCUGCUCCCCCUGCUACAGGCCCUGAAGGUGUCCCCCCUCAUUGAGAAGGUGAGCGACCACAAGGACUUCAGGAAGCUCCUCCGGACCAGAACCAACGUCCUGGUGCUGUUCACCACCUCAGCUUCGUCGGGGGACUCCCACCUGAAGCUGCUAUCAGAUGUGGCCCAGACGGUCAAGGGCCAGGGGACUAUUGCCUGGGUCAACUGUGGAGACUCGGAGGGCCGUAAGCUCUGCAAGAAAGUGAAGGUGAACCCGAGCUCCAAACACGGAGGAGCAGAGCUGCUGCAUUACAAAGACGGGACGUUCCACACGGAGUACAGCCGGCCGGCCACCUUCAAGUCCAUGGUGGCGUUCUUGAAGGACCCAUCAGGACCCCCACUGUGGGAGGAGAACCCUGAGGCCAAAGACAUUGUCCACAUAGAGACAGAAAAGGACUUCAGGAAGCUGCUGAAGAAAGAGGAGAGGCCGGUCCUCCUGAUGUUCUACGCUCCCUGGUGCGGCGUUUGUAAGAGAAUGCAGCCCGUCUUUCAGCAGGCGGCCACAGAGACCAAAGGAACACAUGUGCUGGCGGGGAUGAACGUGCACCCGGCUGAGUUUGACGGCCUCAAGCAGGAGUUCGACGUCAAAGGCUACCCGACCUUCUGCUACUUUGAGAAGGGGAAGUUCCUCCACCACUAUGAGAACUACGGAGCCUCAGCCAAAGAUAUCGCUGACUGGAUGAAGAACCCUCAGGCCCCCCAGCCGAAGGCCCCCGAGGUGCCGUGGUCGGAGACGGACUCCCCGGUCUACCACCUGACCGACGAGUCCUUCGACAGCUUCCUGGAGGAACAUCCUGCGGCCCUCAUCAUGUUCUACGCCCCCUGGUGUGGACACUGCAAGAAGAUGAAGCCGGAGUACGACGAGGCUGCAGAGGUCCUCAACAAGGGCUCCAACAGCCCGGGCGUGUUGGCGGCGGUGGACUCCACGGUGCACAAGGCCGCCGGCGAGCGCUUCAAGAUCUCCGGCUUCCCGACGGUGAAGUUCUUCCUGCGCGGCGAGGACACCUUCACGCUGCCUCAGCUGCGCAGCAGAGACAAGAUCAUCGAGUUCAUGCACAGUCCCCAGGCUCCUCCUCCACCAGAGCAGUCUUGGGAGGACCAGCCCUCCAGCGUCAGCCAUCUUGGAUCGGAGGACUUCCGAGAGGCGCUGAAGAAGAAGAAGCACGCUCUGGUCAUGUUCUACGCUCCUUGGUGUCCACACUGUAAAAACGCUGUUCCCCACUUCACCGCGGCAGCAGAGCUCUUCAGAGAGGACCGCAAGAUCGUGUACUCGGCCGUGGACUGCACCCGAGGACAGAACCACGAGCUCUGUAAGCAGGAAGGAGUGGAGGGCUACCCGACCUUCAACCACUACAACUACGGCAAGCUGGUGGGGAAAUACAACGGAGACCGUGGAGAGGCGGGCUUCAUCGGCUUCAUGCGCAGCCUGCGAGGUCGCGACCAGGAGAAGGUGGUCAAGAAGAAGGAGGAGCUCUGAGGCGCGUUGCACUGUGACCCUUGACCCCGGCAAGGGCCCAAUCAGCACUGACGGUGGGAUGCCUGGUGACCUCAGCCUUUUGUUUUUUUUAUGCCGUAUGAACCUGCAGAGAGACGGGCGGAGAACAACUCAAAUACCUUGUUGUUGUUGUUGUAGCCCCAAAAACACUGUGAAACUGCAGCUUUAUCUAUGCAACACCGGGGG
Molecule: messenger RNA, 1830 nt
Organism: Cyclopterus lumpus (lumpfish)
Lineage: Eukaryota; Metazoa; Chordata; Actinopteri; Perciformes; Cyclopteridae
Gene: pdia5
Product: protein disulfide isomerase family A, member 5
Exons: 17
Coding region: 40-1626 (528 amino acids)
Biological process (GO): protein folding
Cellular component (GO): endoplasmic reticulum
Molecular function (GO): protein disulfide isomerase activity
Source: RefSeq, a predicted model, not a curated record